UGUGUCUGUCCCUCCCUCCCAGUGUGUGCCUCUCUCUGACUCACUCACAGUGUCAGCGGUUAAUGGGAUCAGAGACAGGAAGUGAUGCUGGUCAGCGGGAGCGGGUCAGAGAGCGAGCGAGCGAGUCAGCGGCUGUUGCCGGUGACAGCGGUUCCCGGACACGCGCGGCGGCCGCUGUGGGCUCGGCGACAGAGAGAGAGAGAGAGAGAGAGACCGGGGACCCACAGAGAGACAGCGGGGGGGAAAGGGACAGAGUAUCGGCGGCGGCGGAGGAGGAGAAGGAGCCGGAGAUGAGCGAGGAGCGGCGGCGGCAGGCGCUGGGCUUCUGUCCCCAGAAGGAGAUCGUGUACAACGAGCUCCUGCCGUACUGGGAGCGCCUGGACUCGGAGUCCAACGCCAUCCUCGCCAGCAUCAAAGCCAACCUGGGCCGCGCCGUGCAGCUCCGAGAGCUGUGGCCCGGAGUCCUGUUCUGGACCCGAAAACUUUCAACGUACAUCCGACUGUAUGGAAGAAAAUUCAGCAAAGAAGAUCAUGUACUAUUUGUUAAACUAUUAUAUGAGUUGGUCAUUAUGCCCAAACUCGAAAUCAGCAUGAUGCAGGGCUUUGCACGAUUAUUAAUAAGUUUACUCAAGAAAAAAGAACUUUUAUCAAGGGAGGAUUUACAGUUGCCGUGGCGCCCACUCUAUGAAAUGAUAGAAAGAAUUUUGUACUCCAAGACAGAACAUCUAGGCUUAAAUUGGUUUCCAAAUUCGUUCCGACAAGGCGUUUCUUCCCCUAAAUCGUUUGUGCUUAAUGUUUUACAUAGGUGUUCUAUAGAAAAUGUGUUGAAGACACUGGUGAAGUGCUGCCGACCGUAUUUUCCAGAUAAUGCCACGGCAGAGAUGUUAGAUGAAUGGCGGCCAUUAAUGUGUCCUUUUGAUGUCACCAUGCAAAAGGCGAUUAGCUACUUUGAAAUGUUUCUUCCUACCUCCCUUCCUCCACAUCUGCAUCAUAAAGGAUUCAAGCUGUGGUUUGAUGAAUUCAUAAGCCUUUAUGUUACAGUGCAGAACCUCCCACAGUGGGAAGGGAUUCUAGUAAACCUGUUUGCACGUUUGGCUAUGGAUACCAUUGGGUACAUAGAUUGGGACGAAUACAUCCCAAAGGUUUUCACCAGGUUCCUUAGAAGUUUGAAUCUGCCAGUCGGAAGCAGCCAGGUCUUAGUUCCCAGAUACUCAACAAAUGCUUAUGAAAUCAGCCAUGUGGUGCUGUGGAUUGCCUCCAUGCUGGGUGGCCCAAGUAAACUGGCACAGAAACAUCUGAACGGGUUGUUCAAUAGCAUUGCAUCAUUCUUCCAUCCUUCUAACAACGGGAGAUGGCUGAUGAAACUGAUGAAGUUGUUACAGAGGUUGCCUUCCAGUGUGGUGAGAAGACUUUAUCGCGAACGUUACAGAAAACCAUCCUGGCUGAAUACAGUACCCGACAGUCACAAGUUGACUGACCAGGAUGUUACUGAUUUUGUGGAGAGUAUCAAGCAGCCUGUUCUGCUAGCUAUGUUCAGUAAGACAGGCAGUCUGGAGGCUGCUCAGGCCCUCCAGAACCUUGCGUUGAUGCGCCCAGAGCUUGUCAUCCCUCCAGUACUUGAAAAAACAUAUCCUGCUUUAGAGACACUCAUAGAACCACACCAACUUACUGCAACACUGAGCUGCAUGAUAGGAGUUGCACGUAGUCUGGUCUCUGGAGGGAAGUGGUUCCCAGAAGGUCCAACACACAUGCUACCUCUGUUAAUGAGAGCGUUGCCUGGAGUGGACCCGAAUGAUUUCAGCAAGUGCAUGAUUACAUUCCAGUUUAUAGCUACAUUUUCUACUCUGGUGCCUUUGGUAGACUGUUCAUCUGUCUUGCAAGAAAGAAAUGACCUCACAGAGGUCGAGCGGGAACUUUGCUCAGCCACAGCAGAAUUUGAAGAUUUUGUACUUCAGUUCAUGGAUAGGUGUUUUGCUCUGAUAGAAAGUAGUACACUGGAACAGACCAGGGAGGAGACUGAAACUGAAAAGAUGACACACAUAGAAAGCCUGGUAGAGCUGGGACUGUCUUCAACCUUCAGCACUGUCCUCACACAGUGUUCCAAAGACAUUUUUCAGGUCGCCCUGGAAAAAGUGUUUAACUUUGCUACAACAAAUAUUUUUGAGACCCGUGUUGCUGGCAGGAUGGUUGCGGACAUGUGCAGAGCAGCUGCUAAGUGUCAUCCAGCAGAUGCUCUGAAGCGGUUUGUGCCACACUGUUGCAGUGUCAUAACUCAGCUCACCAUCAAUGAUGAUGUUUUGCAUGAAGAGGAGUUGGACAAAGAGCUGCUUUGGAAUCUUCAACUAUUAUCAGAGAUAACCCGAGUAGAUGGUGAUAAGAUGCUGGUAUAUAAGGAACAACUAGUCCAGAUUCUACAACGAACACUGCACUUGAAAUCCAAGCAGGGUUAUUCUCUGGCUGGAAAUUUGCUGCAUCAUCUACUCCGUUCAACUACACUAAUUUAUCCAACAGAGUAUUGCAGUGUGGCAGGUGGCUUUAACAAAUCUCUCUCAGAAUACUUUCCUAUUAAGGAUUGGGGAAAACCAGGAGAUCUGUGGAACUUGCAAAUCAAGUGGCAUGUCGGCUCUCCAGAGGAGAUCAGUUUUGCUUACUAUGUGCUAGAAAAGUUUCUUCAGCCUGAACUGUCCAGACUUCAACGCUGUGCUGAAGGAGAAUUAGAAAUGUCAAGAGAUGACAUGCAACAGAGUCUGUCAAUUGUUCAGAACUGUUUGAUUGGCUCAGGAAGUCUGCUGCCUUCCCUCGGAGGAGAACCGAUACAUGACCUGGCUCCAAGCAUGGUGGUUUUGGAAGAGACCAAACUCUGUGUUGGUGUUAAUUCUGAUUACACUGGAGAAAACUAUAGGGUAGCGAUUGCCCAAGUCCUGAAGAAACUUCUUUAUCACUUGCUGGAUAAUUCUGAAGAUGACACAAAGUCUUUGUUUUUGAUGAUUAAGAUUAUCGGAGAUCUAUUGCAGUUCCGUGGGUCCCAUAAGCAUGAGUUUGACUCCAGAUGGAAAAGCUUUAAUCUUGUGAAAAAAUCCAUGGAGAAUAGGCUGCAUGGGAAGAAACGGCACAUUCGAGCACUACUGAUUGAUCGUGUUAUGCUCCAGCACGAGCUACGCACUUUGACUGUUGAAGGCUGUGAAUACAGAACAAUCCACCGUGAUCUGAUGCGAGACCUCCUGCUUUUGUCUACAAGUACAUAUAGUCAGGUGCGAAGUAAAGCCCAGCAAGUUUUCUUCAAGGCAUUAGGAACAUACAACUUUUGCUGCAGAGAUCUGAUUCCCCUAGUGCUGGAGUACUUGUGUCCUGACAAGCAGAAAAUAACCCAGCAACAGUUCAAAGGUGCCUUGUAUUGCCUACUUGGGAACCAUAAUGGAGUCUGCUUGGCCAACCUCCAUGACUGGGACUGCAUUGUUGCCACGUGGCCAGCUAUAGUAUGGUCGGGGCUCAGCAAAGCAAUGUCUUUAGAGAAACCUUCCAUUGUCCGUUUAUUUGAUGAUCUUGCAGAGAAGAUACAUCGACAAUAUGAAACCAUUGGCCUAGAUUUCAGUAUUUCAGAUUGCUGUGUGGAGUUUGGUGUGCUCUUAACAAAGUCAAAAAACCCAGAUCCUGUUUCACUGCUUCUCACAGAUGAAGAGAUUGAAAUUGGAAUCCAGCGUCAGCAAGCAAAAAAUACUGAGUCAUUACAGAGCUAUGAAAAACUAAUCAGUACUAUGUUGGACCUUGUGGAUAAUCGAAACUUACCGUGGAAAUUUGAACACAUAGCCAUUGGUUUCCUCUCCCUAUUGCUGAGAGAUGAUGUACCAUUACCUACUCGAGGAAUCAGAUUCUUUGUGAAGUGUCUCAAUCAUGAUGCUUUAAUAGUUCGGAAGAUGGCUAUAUCUGCUAUAGCUGGUGUCAUGAAGCAGUUGAAGAGACCUCACAAAAAAAUCGAGAUUGAUCCAUAUGUUGUCAGUGGAUGUCGUCCUUCAGAAAUCCAGCCAGGAGAUAGACCUGACAAUGUUUGGCUCCAUUAUAAUAGUUCCAGUUUGCCAAAGACUAAGGAUGAAUGGGAAGCUUGCUUCUUCGUAGAAAAGACACACUGGGGAUACUACACAUGGCCCCGGAAGUUGCUUGUUUAUGCCCCAGUGGACCAACAACCUAAACUAGGAAGGGGCAGAGAAGAAAUGUCAGAGGCUGAGCAAGUCAUUUAUGACAAUUUCUCUGACCCACAAUUCGUGGAUCAGAUGAUUAAAUUCCUAUCCUUGGAAGACCGAAAGGGAAAGGACAAAUUCAAUCCACGCAGGUUUUGCCUCUUCAAGGGUUUGUUCAGGAACUUUGAUGAAGCCUUUCUAUCCGUGUUAAAGCCACACAUGGAGCGCUUGGCAGCAGAUUGUCAUGAGAGCACUCAGCGCUGCGUCGCUGAAAUCAUUGCUGGAUUAAUCCGAGGUUCCAAGCACUGGACAUAUGAAAAGGUGGAGAAGCUCUGGGAAGUCCUCUAUCCCCUUCUAAAAACAGCCCUCUCCAACAUCACGGUGGAAACCUACAGUGAUUGGGGGACCUGCAUUGCCACAGCUUGCGAGAGUAGAGAUCCUCGGAAACUUCAUUGGCUUUUUGAGUUGUUAAUGGAAUGCCCAUUGAGCGGAGAAGGGGGAUCAUUUGCUGAUGCCUGUCGACUGUACGUAUUGCAGGGUGGUUUGGCACAGCAAGAAUGGAGAGUCCCAGAACUCAUGCAAAGGCUCCUUCAGUACCUUGAGCCGAAACUCACCCAGGUCUACAAAAACGUUAGAGAAAGGAUUGGAAGUGUUCUAACAUACAUAUUCAUGAUAGACAUCGUAUUGCCCAAUUCACUUCCCACUCUGUCCCCACGCAUCUCCGAAUUCACAACCCGCAUCAUUGUUCAACUAAAGCCCCUUAUGGAAAAUGAUGAAGAGAUACAGAAUCAUGUUGUUGAAGAGAAUGGAAUUGGGGAACAAGAUGAAAGGACCCAGGCUAUUAAGCUCCUAAAAACAGUGCUGAAAUGGUUAAUGGCAAGUGCAGGGAGAUCUUUCUCUACAUCAGUUACAGAGCAGAUCCAACUCAUGCCACUUUUAUUCAAGAUCGCUCCAGUGGAAAAUGAUGACAGCUAUGACGAACUUAAAAGAGAUGCAAAGAUGUGUUUGUCACUCAUGUCUCAGGGACUCCUGUAUCCUCACCAAGCGUCUUUGGUACUCGAUGUUUUAAAACUGAUAGCAGAGAGCAGUUCAUGGCAUGCAAAGUACACCGUACUAACCUACCUCCAAACCAUGGUGUUCUACAAUCUGUUUGUUUUUCUACACAAUAAAGUAGCCAUACAAGACAUAAGUUGGCUGAUUAUAAAACUGUUAGAAGAUGAACAGUUAGAGGUAAGAGAAAUGGCUGCUACCACCCUGAGUGGUCUGCUUCAGUGCAAUUUCCUGAUAAUGGAUAGCCCCAUGCAGACUCACUUUCAAAAGCUCUGCAAGACUAGGCUUCCAAAGAAGAGGAAGAGAGACCCAGGAAUGGUGGUGGAUACCAUUCCACCAGCAGAUUUGGUUCGACGCCAUGCUGGAGUGCUAGGACUAAGUGCCUGCAUUUUAUCCAGUCCUUAUGAAGUACCCACUUGGAUGCCACAGCUUUUGAUGGAUCUCAGUGCACAUCUAAAUGAUCCACAACCUAUAGAGAUGACUGUGAAGAAAACAUUAUCAAAUUUUCGAAGAACUCACCAUGAUAACUGGCAGGAACAUAAACAGCAGUUCACAGAUGAUCAAUUAGUAGUUCUUACAGACCUCCUUGUGUCACCAUGUUAUUAUGCCUGAGAAGAUACUAGGUUUGCUGCCACUAAUGAAAAGAAGAAAUAGUUAUAUCACAAUUGAACGGAGGACAUUUAUUUUGUACAUACACCUGAAAAUGUCGUUAAGUGCAUGUCUUCUUAAGACCCAAGAAAAUGCGAAUACUAUAAUUUUUUUUGUUCCCUUAAAAGAUAUGCAGACCUUUUUCACUCAAAAUACAUAGAAAUUUAGCAGAAAUUGUGUACGUAUGUAAAUGUGUUUAGUAGAAUUUUCACUUUGUUUUUAAUAUACAGAAAGUAGUUUUGCUUAUCUAUAGAAAUACUGUAAUUAAACAAAAAUCACACUGCUGAAUUUGUAAAAUCUUGUACAGUUUUUGCUCAGAACACCCAUAAUUUCUUGACUGCUCUUAUGACAGCUCCUCUGCCUAUUUAAUUUACAUAUUUCAUAUCCAUGUUAUAUGUAGAGCUGUAAAAGAAUAUGUAAAAACUGUAGACUUAAGAUUAGCUAAUUCAUUUGUACAAAAUGUAAUCUUUACGGAGAUGUAGCAUUGUGAUAUUUGUUGUAAAGCUUCACUUGUAGAGGCAUUGGUGUGGACUUAAUAGUGGUUCUGUCUUCUUCAGAUCAUGCGCUGGACUCAUGGUGGUUUUUAGAGUUAACUUUGAGGGGAAAAAUGGAUUUGACACCUGUUUUGCUAAACUUUGCAGGGUUUAUCAUGCUCAUGGUAUUGGUGUGUUUACAGUAAUUUAAUUUUAAUGAGUGUUUCAACAUCUUCAAUCUUUUUAUCCAAUUUUUUUUAAAUUUGUUUUUGUAAUGAUUAAACAUUUAGUUCUGGUAUGUGAUGUGGUGCCACCAAAUGUACCAUCCUUUGUUGAAUAAACAACAGGUACAAUGAUAAACCGUGGAUAAAAGUUCAGGUCAUAUUGCUGUUUGAUUGCUCAUGAUAGCAUGUCAAGGACAUAACCACUAUAUAGUGUAUUGCCAAAACGGAGUGAUUUAGAUGUAUUGUUUGGUUAUUUUAAAAACCAAUAAAUGGAUUGUUUGUAACAAA
Molecule: messenger RNA, 6858 nt
Organism: Callorhinchus milii (elephant shark)
Lineage: Eukaryota; Metazoa; Chordata; Chondrichthyes; Chimaeriformes; Callorhinchidae
Gene: psme4b
Product: proteasome activator subunit 4b
Exons: 48
Coding region: 63-5837 (1924 amino acids)
Biological process (GO): proteasomal ubiquitin-independent protein catabolic process
Cellular component (GO): cytosol; spermatoproteasome complex; nucleus
Molecular function (GO): proteasome binding; peptidase activator activity
Source: RefSeq, a predicted model, not a curated record